GAGGGGGGCGGUUGGUCCCUCCCCGGCCGCCGUAGCCCGCUGGCUGGGCCCGGCGGCGGAGGGGGCGGGGCGGAAAUUUAAAUCGGCAGCCGCGGCCGCUGUGAGGCGAAGGCGGCGGCGAGCGCUCUGGGUCUCCGGGGCCGUGCGGCGUGGCCGGGGCGCAGGCCUCCCUCCCCGCCGCGUCCCGAGCGCUCUGUUCCGGGCCGGGCGGCGCGGGCCCAGACCCGCCCGCUGCUCCGUCCCCGAUGGCUGAGCCGGAGCCCGGUACGCGAGCGGCGGGGUGGGCGCCGCUUCCCGGCAGGCCGGGCCGGGCGCCGCCGUCGCCAGCAGGUAGGAUGGGUUGCCAAUCAGAGAAAAGGCAAAGGAGACCCCCAGAGAAACAGCAGCAGGAGGUGACCGGGUCAUCCAAGAACCUGCCCUUUUUGGGAAAAUCCUUCUACCUGGACCUGCUGAAUAACAAGAACAUGGAGUUUCUGGUGGCGACAAUAAAGCAGCUGGGUGGGGUGAUUGAAAGCUUCUUGAGUAAAGAAGUCAGCUAUGUGGUUUCCAGCAGCAAAGAGGCCAAACUGGACAGUGGGCCUCGGAGACCGACUGAGAAACGGAGCAGCGCAGCUUCAGGGGUUGCCAAGGCAAAGACUCUGCCCUCUGCUGUGCCCAAAGGGAGCCAUGCGGGGCAUCACCACAAGCCAGCAGACAGUGCUCUGAUCAGCAGGGGGAAGGAGCUGCUGCAGAAGGCCAUGAGGAACCAGGUGAGCGGCACGGUGAUGGGCUUCUCCUCUAGGCAGGACUCCAGCAGUGGCAGUAGUACCCUUGUCAAUGCUCGCUCCUGGGGCGUUCGGAUCUUGCAUGUGGAUGAAAUGAUGGCCUAUGUGCAGCAGCUGCUGUUCCGCGUGUCAGGAGCAAGGAAGCAGAGUGACAAGACGAUGACACCAGAACUGGAUGUAGUAUUCCAGCCACGGUUGCACCAGGGCCAAAUAGAGAUGAAGUGUUUCUCAGUGGGGCCAGGAGUCCUUAAAGUGGGAAAACUGAAGCCCCCGUUUCUGAAGAUUGAGGACCGGAGCAGGAAAUUCCGGCCCUUCCAUCACCAAUUCAAGAGCUUCCCUGACCUGAACUUCCUGGCUCCAAACAGAUCCAGCCCAUUUGAGCCUCUGAAAACCCCCUCAAGCUCCUGCAGAGUUAGAGCCCCCGAGGGCUGUCUGACGCACAGCGAGAGAGAGAGGAGCCCCCGGUCCAGCCCAGCCACCGUGCCCAAGAGGAGGAAGGGGUUUUGUGAAUGCUGCCAGGAGACCUUCGGGGAGCUGCAGAUGCACCUCCAGAGCCCCCGGCACAGGCGGUUCGCGCUGGACGCCUCUCAGUAUGCGGCUGUGGAUCACGUCAUCGCUCAGCUCACCAACGACUUUGCAGAGAUCCCAGCCUGGUCCUCUCCCCCCAGGGUGCCCUGCUCUCCUGCAGCUGACAACGAACUCUGUGGCUCUCGAGCAAAGGCUGUGGAAGGCCUGGGCGCUCCAGCUGCAGAGCUGGGAGGGAAGCACCAGCUGGCCAGGAAGGACAAAGCAGAGCUGUCUCUCAAUGCAGUGGCUGUGCUGGGUGGGGAAUGCUCCACAGGCCCAGAGGAGAUGCCAAAGGAGAAGGUCAGCGAGCUCCCUCCUGCUCCAGAAUUGCCUGCUGGGCACCCUCUGCUGGGGCUAUGGGCUGAGGAGACACUGCGAGCCAGGCCAUCUGCUAGCACAGGGCCAGCUGGGAGGGCCCAUGCUUGGUGUCAGAACACAGACCAGUCUGCUGUUGACAACAGUGCAGUGGGGGCUACUGCCUUGGCCACGGCUCCUGAUCUCAGCCAAUGGACCCGGGCCAGCGAUGGAUUGACUGGAGAGGCAGCUGCUUGCUCCCCUGAACUUGUUCCCCAGGAUUCAGUCGAGUCCCUGAGUCACCCUCUGGGAGCAUCACCCUGCUCCAGGAAACGCAAACUCUCCGACAGCCCUUGCAUGCGGCUGGAAAAGAAGCCGAGGAUAAUACAGCUGAGUAGCGACCCCCUACAUCUGGAGAAGCGGACAGGCUCGGUGUGCUGCAGCUCAGUUCAUCGGGGUGUGGGGCUGGCUGCGGGAGGGGCUGCUGGCACUGCUCCAUCUGGUGCUCCUGGAGCAGAGCUCUUGCUGCUUUCCAGCAGGCUCUGCAGCUUCCCUGCCUCAGUGAUGCCUCUGGACAGAGCCCAUGUGCUCCCAGAGCCUCCGGAGCCUGUUCCCAUGGCUAUAGACGACACUGAGGCUACCCUGGCGAGCACAGCCACUCAGCAGGUCUGGGAGAGCAGGACUCCAGGCCUGCAGGAGGGGCAGUCUACAGAGCAGGCCCCAGAGCCUCCCUGCUGUGUGGCCGAAUCUGGCCUCGAGCUGCAAUCACCUACCUGGGACAAGGCCAGCUGUUCUGCAGUCCAUCCGGCCCUCCCCCACCUGCCAAUCCCCCCAGCCAGGCGCUUGCACUGCACUGCAGUAGCUGAAGGUGCGCUGCCCAAGCCACCCAACAGCACAGACCUUGGCGAAAGCCUGGCCGCCCAUCCCAGCACCCUCCAGCCUGCCCCUUGCAGAACCCACACUGGCCCAAAUCUGGGGCCACCAUCUUCUUCUUCAGAGUCGGACUGGGACGUCCAGCUGCUCUGCUCACUGGACGCUCUGCAGGGCACCAGGAACCGGCCAGUAGACCUGGAGGUGCUCCGGAGGACCUGCAUCAAUGUCCAAGACAGCGGCUAUGAGUCCCAUCUCUACUCGGUCCUGAAGCAGAAGUCUGAGCUGGACUUAGGCAGAGAUGACCAGAGCUGUCGGAACUGUCGCGCAGAAACAGAAGGAGCCCCCUUCGCUGUGUUUGAGGCCUGCCUGGGCAGCUGGACCAGCUAGCCACUAGCUGCGCAGACCCCGUCAAGAACUAGGGCUCACCCCCAAGCACGGCUGCUAAGGGAGCCCCGCAGAGACGGCUGUGGCAAACCACCUUCCCCGCAGCCAUCAGAAGGCACAAGGCUGGCCGGAGACAGUCUGGAAUAAGGACUGGCUGCAAAUGGAGGGUGGGGCUGAGCCUGGAGGCUUUAGGCAAGACUGAUCUGGCUGGUUCACUUGCUUGUGGAGCUCAGCCGCAGGAAGGGCUCUCCCCAGCCUGGCCAUGCUAGCCCUGGCUUCCCAUGGGGACAGACCACUGGGCCUGGCCAGGCCUUGACCAGCAACGGCCUGGCUCUCCUCUCCCCUCAGUGGAGUGACCAGGAAGCAGACUCCCUUGCCUAGACUAGACUGCACCGUGUGCCCAACUGCUCGAUAGUGGCUUUUUAAUGGCCUGCCGCAUUUCAUUAGUGCUGCUGAUACACGCACCUCCUGUGCUCCUCCAUCACCCUCUGCAGCCUGACCCUGGAGGAGGGAGACGUGAGCACUUAGUACCAGGGAAACAACGUUCCCUUCGCCAGUGGCCUGGCCUGGCCUCACCUGUCACGUGUGCCGCUAGCUGAUGCCAGAGCCGGGGGAGGCGGGAAGCCCCUAGUCUGAUCUGCAGACGGGGCAGGGUUUUCUCCCGUCUUCCCAUGCAGCAGGCAGGCAGUGCUGCCGUUCCCUCGCCCAGAAAGAGCUGCUGUCUUCUGGAAGUGACUGCUCUGAGCUCCCCACAGCAUCCUUCUGUUCUCACAUUCUCUGCUCUUUCUGCAUCUCCCUGGCUCCUUCCUACUUGUGGUGCAGUUAAUGGGGAAAAUGAGCUGCUGUCAGGAUCGAUUCCUCUUCCUGUUUUAACUUCUGCUCUGUUCCAUGGGGCCAUAGCUCCCCUGUCUCUGUCGUCUCCACUGGCCAUUGCAGAUAAUCGGUGUUUAAAACUUCCUGCUUGUUUUAAAAACACAUUUAAAACCAAAAUAAACUGAGUGAGUGUAA
This is a messenger RNA of Chelonia mydas (Green sea turtle), 3890 nucleotides long. It is a transcript of the gene DBF4B, whose product is annotated as DBF4 zinc finger B. The record is from RefSeq and is a predicted model, not a curated record. The transcript is spliced from 13 exons. Gene Ontology annotation, biological process: positive regulation of nuclear cell cycle DNA replication; regulation of cell cycle phase transition. Lineage: Eukaryota; Metazoa; Chordata; Testudines; Cheloniidae. Bases 246 to 2885 code for a protein of 879 amino acids. Gene Ontology annotation, molecular function: zinc ion binding; nucleic acid binding; protein serine/threonine kinase activator activity. Gene Ontology annotation, cellular component: nucleus; Dbf4-dependent protein kinase complex.